Molecule: messenger RNA, 2691 nt
Organism: Amaranthus tricolor (Joseph's coat)
Lineage: Eukaryota; Viridiplantae; Streptophyta; Magnoliopsida; Caryophyllales; Amaranthaceae
Exons: 2
Coding region: 85-2439 (784 amino acids)
Molecular function (GO): protein binding
Source: RefSeq, a predicted model, not a curated record
UUUUUUCCCAUAUAAAACCAUCAAACUCCUCAUUUUCAUCCCUUUCUCCGCUCAAUCUCAUCCCCAAACUAGUCCGCAUUCACCAUGGACCCGCCGCCACCCACCACAAUCACCCAAACUCCCACCAUCAUCACCACCGUUCAAAAUCCACCGUACCCAGAUUCCAUCGACUCUUCUCCACGCUCCCUUCCAUCCUUCGACGAUCCUUUCCCUCCUUCCUCCAAUAACAAACUCCGUCUUAUGUGCAGCUAUGGCGGCCACAUAGUCCCUCGCCCUCACGACAAAUCCCUCUGCUACGUUGGUGGUGAUACUCGCAUGGUAGUCGUUGACAGAUCUUCGUCUUUCCCCGAUCUUAUUUCACGUCUCUCCAAAACCCUCCUUAAUAACCGACCUUUUACUCUUAAAUACCAGCUUCCUAAUGAAGAUCUUGAUUCUCUUAUCACUGUUUCCACUGAAGAGGAUCUUGAUAACAUGAUUGAUGAAUAUGAUCGUUUACUGGGUAAUUCUUCUGUUGGGAAAUCAUCGAGGAUUCGUUUGUUUUUGUUCCCGGUUAAACCUGAAGGGUCUACUUCUAUUGGGUCGAUUUUGGAUGGGUCUAAUAGAUCCGAGGAUUGGUUUUUGAAUGCUUUGAAUGGUGCUGCUCAGCUUCAACGAGGGUUUUCGGAUCCUAGUUCGGUGAAUUGUUUGUUGGGUUUAGAAGAAAAUGGAAUUGGGUUUGUGAAUUCACAGAUUAAUGAUUGUAAUGCUAAGAAUACCAGUAUGAAUUCCAAUUCUAAAGAGGAUGGAGAGAGUGUUAAUCACGCUAAAGGAAAAUUGGGGAAUCUUAAUCAAAGUAAUUCGGAUAUCCAUUCGGUUCCAGAUUCUCCUAUUAUCGAGAAUAAUUCUUCGUUUGGAUCCACAUCUUCGUCGCCUUCCUUAGCAAAUCUGCCGCCAAUUAGGGUUCAUGUGGAUGAUGGGAGCGUUAGUGGUGGUGGAGUUAGGGUUUUGGGUGGGAUUGAGGAGCAGUUCGCUCAAAUGGGGUUAAAUGUUCAGAAACAGCUGGUGGUUGAUGAUCAAGGCAAUUCUGCAGUCAUAUCACCGCCAUCUACCGCAAUUGUUUCUAAUGUUGCUGCUGCCGUGAUGGGUGGCGGGGGCGGUGAUUUCGUCAAUAGGGCUUAUUCGGAUGACGAGAGAUCGGAUCAUGGGGUACCUGUUGGUGGUAGGAAGGUGCAGCAACAGCAGCAGCAGCAGCAGCAGCAGAUGCUCCAGCAAAUGGCGAUGGCUUCACAAGUACAUCAAAAGUUCUCACAUGGUGGUGAAUUGAUGUCACCUGAUUCUGUUUCUAGCGACAGUAGUUUCUCGAAUGUGAUCUCUCGCCCAAACCCCGCCAUGUAUCAAAAUCCCGGUGCUCUAAUAGCAUCCGGAAGCAACAGGCUCCCCCCAAAUGUGAUCGAUCCAAAUGCCCAAAUUCCGAUUCAACAAGUUUCUGAAACUGGGUAUGUACUGCCUCCUCAAUUCGAUCAACAGCAACUGUUCCCGCAACAAUUGUUUCAGCAACAGCAACACCAGUUGCAGCAGCACCAACAGCAACAACACCAGCUGCAGCAGCUCCAACAGCAACAACACCAGCAGCAGCAGCUGCUACAGCAACAGCACCAACAGCAGCAGCAGUUGGCACAACACCAGCAGAACCCGCAAGCCCAACCCCAACAAUAUGUUCCAGCAGGUACACACUUUGUGCAUCACCCUGCUUCAGGAGGCGUGCCAAUCCAAGCAUACUAUCCUGUAUAUCCUCAGCAAACACAACACCAUCCUCAUCAAUACCCCGUUUAUUACGUCUCUUCUGGCCAAGCUCAAGGUUACAGCUUACCAAAUCAUGGUGAAGCUGUUAACUCUAAUCCUUCUGUUCGACCCCAAACCCUGCCAAAUCCUACCAUUAUCACAAACUCUUCAGCACAUAACCCUACUAGGAAUGCAGCCCCACUUAAUCCUGAAAUGGCUCCUCCUGUCUACAGAACUACUGCUGGACCAGGUCCGCAGUUUGUUCAAGUUCCUCCUAGCCAGCCUCAACCCUCUCAGGCACAUCCUCAAUCCUCUCAAGGACAGCCUCAACCCUCUCAAGCACAGCCUCAACCCUCUCAAGCACAGCCUCAAGCCCAAGCCCAAGCCCAAGCCCAAUCCCAAGCCCAGCAACAACAACAGUUUGUGGGUUACUCUCAGAUUCACCCAUCUCAGUCCAUCGCUCCCAAUUCAACUGGUGGUGGCGGUGGUGGUUAUGCGUAUGAGUAUCCAGAUCCUUCUCAUGCUCAAAUAUAUUAUACUCAGCCUCUGCCUCCUUCCCUGGCUCCUCAAUAUCAAGGUGUGACAUCAGCUCCUGCAAUGGUUAUGCCAGAUGGAUCUUCUACUCAGCUUCCUACUGAAAAUGUGAAGCCGCAAAUCCGGAGCUCUCAACCGUUGUAGGUUAGUUUUGGUAUCACUGAAACAAUUUUGAAGCAACCGUAUUCGUAAUUGUUAUACCUUAAAAAAGUAUUUACUGUUUAUUUUUCGUCUUUUAUUAUUUUUUAUAAGCAUUGGUGUGGUGUGUAUUUUCAUAUAGGAGAAUAAGUAUUUGGGGCUUCAUGUAUCUGAUAUCAUCUCCAUUUCAAUGCCAAGUACAUAGAAGUGAACUGAGACCAUACUGUAAAAGCUCAAAUUUAUUAUAUUUCAUUGUGA